Molecule: messenger RNA, 1615 nt
Organism: Triticum aestivum (bread wheat)
Lineage: Eukaryota; Viridiplantae; Streptophyta; Magnoliopsida; Poales; Poaceae
Product: mitochondrial phosphate carrier protein 3, mitochondrial
Exons: 6
Coding region: 161-1273 (370 amino acids)
Biological process (GO): mitochondrial phosphate ion transmembrane transport
Cellular component (GO): mitochondrial inner membrane
Molecular function (GO): phosphate transmembrane transporter activity
Source: RefSeq, a predicted model, not a curated record
CAAAUCGCGCAGCCACCGGUCUCCCCUCACCGCGAGCAAGUGGCGGCGAGCCUCACGCUCGCCUCCCUCCCCGCAACCCACAAGACAACCCAGCCCCGACCCCGAGGGGAAGAACCAAAGCACCCGCGACGAGCGCACGCGUAGCAGCCCAACCGCAGCCAUGGCCGUCUCCGAUAGGUCGCGCAACGCGCUGCUCCCCAGCUUCCUCUACGCGGCCCCCUCCGCCGCCGCCGCCUCCACCCCUUUCUCUGCGGCCGCUGGCAUUGGUGGCCGCGGGCUCGUCGCACCGUCCCAUGCGGCGGCGACGAGGCCGGCGGCGUGGGCGCGGGCGCCUAGCGAGCCGUCCCGGAAGAUCGAGAUGUACUCGCCCGCCUUCUACGCGGCGUGCACGGCCGGUGGCAUCACCAGCUGCGGGCUCACGCACAUGACCGUCACGCCCCUCGACCUCGUCAAGUGCAACAUGCAGAUUGAUCCAGCCAAGUACAAGAGCAUCUCUUCUGGAUUUGGUGUUCUCUUGAAAGAGCAAGGGGCAAAGGGUUUCUUCAGAGGCUGGGUGCCUACUUUGAUUGGUUACAGUGGUCAAGGCGCCUGCAAAUUUGGUUUCUACGAGUUCUUCAAGAAGUAUUACUCAGAUAUUGCUGGACCUGAGAAUGCAGUCAAGUACAAGACUUUGAUCUAUCUUGCUGGCUCUGCUUCGGCUGAGGUUAUUGCAGAUGUUGCCCUCUGCCCUAUGGAGGCUGUGAAGGUUCGUGUGCAGACACAGCCUGGUUUUGCAAAAGGUUUAUCUGAUGGGCUACCUAAGUUUGUCAAGGCUGAAGGAUAUGCUGGAUUGUACAAGGGAAUUGUUCCUCUCUGGGGCCGUCAAAUUCCAUACACUAUGAUGAAAUUUUCCUCCUUCGAGACGAUUGUUGAGAUGAUCUACAAGUACACAAUUCCUGCCCCCAAGAGCGAGUGCAGCAAGUCUCUCCAGCUCGGAGUGAGCUUUGCAGGGGGUUACGUUGCUGGAGUGUUGUGCGCAAUAGUUUCGCACCCAGCUGACAACCUUGUUUCAUUCCUCAACAAUGCCAAGGGAGCAACUGUGGGCGACGCUGUGAAGAAACUUGGUCUGUGGGGUCUGUUUACUCGUGGUCUCCCUCUGCGUAUCGUGAUGAUUGGUACCCUCACUGGAGCUCAGUGGGGCAUCUAUGAUGCUUUCAAAGUCAUGGUUGGACUGCCAACUACUGGUGGAGUUGCUCCGACUCCUGCUGCCGCUGGAGAGCAGCUCAAGGGCUGAAGCUUUGAUUCUAUACUGCAUAUAAUAUCUGACAAGACUUUUUGGCGCCGAAUUGGAUGAGAUGACGAAAUAGCUCAUCUUUCAUCCUUUUAAGAGCAAAAUUUGAUUUUUUUUUCAGGACUGCCUAGCCGCGGCCCUGGUAAUUAGAAGUCCAAGACAGUUUAGGAACAAUUUUCGGCACAUGAUCGUCUGGUUUAGGACGAUUGCCUGGAACCAUAGCAUACGUUGCCCAUUUUUUUGAAUUGUUAUUAUAUGUCUCAGCUAAUCCUGGCAAUAAAAGCUGUAAUUAAGCGCUUGCUUAGGGUUAUAUAUUGCUGGACUGGCUUCACCAUCUUGUUGUUA